This is a messenger RNA of Elephantulus edwardii (Cape elephant shrew), 2856 nucleotides long. It is a transcript of the gene SAFB2, whose product is annotated as scaffold attachment factor B2. The transcript is spliced from 21 exons. Gene Ontology annotation, biological process: regulation of transcription by RNA polymerase II; regulation of mRNA processing; regulation of androgen receptor signaling pathway. Gene Ontology annotation, molecular function: RNA binding; sequence-specific DNA binding. Gene Ontology annotation, cellular component: nucleus. NCBI's taxonomy places the organism in Eukaryota, Metazoa, Chordata, Mammalia, Macroscelidea, Macroscelididae. The record is from RefSeq and is a predicted model, not a curated record. Bases 1 to 2856 code for a protein of 951 amino acids.
AUGGCGGAGGCUCUGGCGGACCCAGGCGAUUCUGUCUCUGGUGUGUCUGCUGUGCCCGCCGGCGAGUCCGAGACCGGCACCCGUCGGCUUAGCGACCUGCGGGUCAUCGACCUGCGGGCCGAGCUCAAGAAGCGGAACCUGGACACGGGAGGCAAUAAGAGCGUCCUAAUGGAGCGGCUCAAGAAGGCAGUUAAGGAAGAAGGGCAGGAUCCUGAUGAAAUUGACAUAGCUUUAGAUGUUACCACCAAGAAGACCCCCAAGAAGUAUGAUAAAGGACAAAAGGCAGAGGAGGAAGGCAUGGAAGAUAAUGGCCUGGAGGACGAUUCCAGAGAUGAACAGGAGGAUAUGGAAACUGGUUUGGAGAACUUGCAGCACAUCGACAUGAUGGAUAUUAGUGUGCUAGAUGACAGUGAAGUUGACAAUGGCAGUGCUGCAGACUUCGGGGAGGAUGGCACGGACAGCAUCCUGUAUUCCCUGUGUGACAGCAAAGACUAUGUGACUGCACAACUGAGACAGCUUCCUGCUCAGCUUACCGAGCACACUGUGGAUGGAGAAGGCUUCGGGGACACAUUGGAUACUUCAUCGCUAGACUUCAAAGUAACUUCGGAUAUUGAAGAACCUCUGUUGGAGCCAGAAAAUGAGAAAAUACUCGACAUUUUGGGGGAAACUUGUAAAUCUGAGCCAGUAAAAGAAGAAGGUUCCGAGCUGGAGCAGCCAUUGGCACAGGAUACAAGUAGCGUGGGGCCAGACAGCAAGCUUGCGGAGGAAGAGGACCUUUUUGACAGCGCCCACGCGGACGAGGAGCAGGAGGAGGGCGAUUUAGAUUUGGCCAGCGAGUCAACACACGCUCAGUGGAGCAAGGCAGACACCCUGUUAGCAGUAGUGAAAAGGGAGCCCGCGGAGCCGACAGGCGAUGGCGAGAGCGCGGACUCUGAGCCCGCGGGGCUAGAGAAGCCAGUUGAGCAGAGUAGUAAAGGCCCAGAAGACGCGGACGCCUCCAGCGAGGAGGUGACCACGGAGGCGCCCCAGGAAGCCUCAAGCCCUGAGCCCAGAGAUAGCAAAGAAGACGUGAAGAAGUUUGAUUUUGAAGCUUGUAAUGAAGUCCCUCCAGCUCCUAAAGAGUCCUCAGCCAGUGAGGGCGCUGAUCAGAAAAUGAGCUCUCUAAAGGAAGAAAAAGACGUAAAGCCUGUCAUUAAAGAUGAAAAAGGUCGCGUUAGUAGCAGCUCUGGGAGGAACCUGUGGGUUAGUGGACUGUCUUCAAGCACCCGUGCCACCGACCUGAAGAACCUCUUCAGCAAAUACGGAAAGGUUGUUGGGGCCAAAGUGGUCACCAAUGCCCGUAGCCCUGGGGCGCGGUGCUACGGCUUUGUCACCAUGUCGACUGCGGAUGAGGCUACCAAGUGCAUUGGCCAUCUUCACCGGACAGAGCUGCAUGGAAGGAUGAUCUCCGUGGAGAAGGCUAAAAACGAACCUGCUGGGAAAAAACUGUCCGAGAGGAAAGAGGGUGAUGUGAAGAAGGAGAAGACAUCUAGUGCCGACAAGCAUCAUGCGGUGGAGGUCAAAGUGGAAAAAACUGCCAUUAAGAAGGAAGAGAAGACUGAGAGAAAGGAGGAAAAGAAGCCAGAAGACAUUAAAAAAGAAGAAAAAGACCAAGAUGAGCCCAAACCGGGAACUCCCAGUCGGUCCAGAGUCACAAAAUCAGGAAGCAGAGGAAUGGAGCGGACAGUUGUGAUGGACCAGUCAAAAGGCGAGCCCGUCAUCAGUGUGAAAACUACAAGCAGGUCAAAAGAGAGAAGCUCCAAGAGUCAGGAUCGCAAGUCAGAAAGCAAAGAGAAGAGAGAUAUCCUGUCGUUUGAUAAGAUCAAAGAGCAGCGUGAGCGGGAACGCCAGAGGCAGCGGGAGCGCGAGCUGCGGGAGACGGAGCGGCGACGGGAGCGGGAGCAGCGGGAGCGGGAGCUGCGCCUGGAGGUCUUCCACGAGCGGAAGGAGAAGGCCCGGCUGCAGCGCGAGCGGAUGCACCUCGCCUGCCAGCGCGAGCGGCUGGAGCGGGAGCGCUGGGAGCGGGAGCGGCUGGAGCGGGAACGCAUGCGCGUGGAGCGGGAGCGCCGCAAGGAGCAGGAGCGCAUCCACCGCGAGCGCGAGGAGCUGCGGCGCCAGCAGGAGCAGCUGCGCUAUGAGCAGGAGCGGCGGCCCGCCUUCCGGAGGCCCUACGACCUGGACAGCCGGCGAGAUCCCUACUGGCCAGAAAGCAAGCGGGCAGCGCUGGAGGACAGAUACCGCUCUGACUAUCCUCGGCCAGACCACCGCUUCCAUGACUUUGACCACCGGGACCGCGGCCCAUACCAGGACCACUCCAUGGACAGGAGAGAUGGUUCCAGAUCAAUGAUGGGUGAUCGAGAUGGGCAGCACUAUGAUGAUCGCCAUGGCCACGGAGGGCCCCCAGAUCGCCAUGGCCGGGACUCCCGUGACAGCUGGGGCUACGGCCCAGACAAGAGGCUGAGUGAAGGCCGUCCACUGCCAUCUGCACCCAGGGGUGGACGUGAUUGGGGAGAGCACAGCCAGAGACUGGACGACCACCAGGAGCGUCCCUGGCAGGGUGGCGUGGACACAGGUGCAGCUGGCCGAGAUCAUGCACAGUGGCAAGGUGGGGAGAGAGGCCCAUCCAGCCCAUCGGGGCCCGGGCACCUGGCCAGCCGGGGCGGCAUGUCGGGGCGAGGCGGCUUUGCACAGGGUGGACAUUCCCAGGGCCACGUGGCGCCAGCAGGCGGACUGGAAGGUGGAGGACUGACCGGCCAGGACCGGGGCAGCAGAGCCCCCCACCCCCACCCAUACCCCCACUUCUCCCGCCGCUAUUAG